Molecule: messenger RNA, 1097 nt
Organism: Neurospora tetraspora
Lineage: Eukaryota; Fungi; Ascomycota; Sordariomycetes; Sordariales; Sordariaceae
Exons: 2
Coding region: 1-768 (255 amino acids)
Source: RefSeq, a predicted model, not a curated record
AUGCUCGCCGUAGGCUUCGCCGACGACGUCCGCCACUUCACCGCCGUGGCCGUCUGGCUGCGCGACAAAUUCGGCCAUCGCAUCAGGGUGGCCACGCACCCGGACUACCAGGCGCAGGUGGAAGGAUGCAAGCUGGAAUACUUCAGCUUGGGCGGCCGGUGCAAGCAUGGAGGACACGGAGGAGGUUGUGAUGCUUUUGGCGCACAGGAAUGGAUCAAGUCCCGCGGGCCGGCCGAGAGGGAAAGGUGGAAGGAGUCGGUGUAUGCGAUGCUGGAGGAUUCCUGGAGGGCGUGCGUUGCGCCGUUUACCAGUGAUGGGAAACCGUUCAUUGCGGAUGCGGUUGUGGCUUGCCACAAGGAGUUUGCGCAUUUGCAUUGUGCGGAGAAGUUGGGUGUUCCUGUUCAUGUGCUGUCGCGCCAAAACCUCUGGGUGGGUCUCUCCGGUGUUUUCACCAGACCCAUCGCAGGCGCGCGCGAGGAGGGAACUGUUGGGUUUCUCAAAGGGUUUGGUCAGGGCCUCGGCGAGCUGGUGAUGAAGCCAACGACAGGCGCCCUCGAAGCCCCUGGAUUCAUCUUUCUUGGUUUUUACCGAGAGCUGGAGAAGCUAGGAAAGGCAGAUAUCGAGGCUCAGAUUGUCAUGGGCCGCCUGGCGCAAGGCGAGGAAGAAUAUGUGAAACUGCGAAAGAGUGAGAGACAACGGAUCGUGACGGCCUGGCGCGUGUGUGAAGCCAUGGCGAAGGGGGCGGCGAAAGAUGCGGCAAAGCGUUGAGCUGGCCUUUUCGGGGAUAUAACCUAGAUAAUAUCAUCAUCUUUCGAUUGUUGUUGGUUUCCCAACUUGCCAUGUGCAAUUCUCGUGAAACAUCAUGAUCUUGCCCGUCUCGACCAUGGGAUGGCACCGAUGACCGCCCGGACCGGGGGAAUCCCAACUUCCCAUCAACCGAAUGGCAAACUCCAAACUCCCGAGGGCCAUGUAACUUUGCUAUCACGUACACCUCCUUGCCGAGCCUACCCAUCGUGCUUACAAGUGUAGAUUGUUAUCACACACAAAAAGCGCCGAGACUAACAGCCGGCUCCGUCUUCGGGGCUCCGCCCUCGCCC